Molecule: messenger RNA, 2379 nt
Organism: Diaporthe citri
Lineage: Eukaryota; Fungi; Ascomycota; Sordariomycetes; Diaporthales; Diaporthaceae
Exons: 3
Coding region: 1-2379 (792 amino acids)
Molecular function (GO): monooxygenase activity; iron ion binding; heme binding
Source: RefSeq, a predicted model, not a curated record
AUGAGCUCACUGUCGAUGCACUUCUUCCUUGUCAAGGCCAACUUCCUCGACGCUCGCCCGGUUGGACUUCUCACCUUGGUCAUUCUCCCUGUCCUCACCUUCUUGAUCUAUCGAUUGUACCUCCAUCCACUUGCAAGCCACCCAGGACGCAUACUAAGUAGAUUGAGUGCCUGGCCAAACUGGUAUCAUGCCGCAAAAGGGGACCGACAUACUUGGCUUCAUGAUCUCCACGCCAGAUAUGGUCCCGUCGUCCGUUUUAGUCCCAACUCCCUAUCUUUCAACACCGUCUCCGCGAUAGAUUUGAUCUACAGGUCUCGCAAGGCCAACUCCCGCAAGUCGGACUGGUACCAAUGUGUUCGAGACUCAGCUGGAGGCUUUGAGAGCACAUUCACCGCCAUGGAUAAAGCAAGGCACGGUGUCAAGAGGCGUUUGCUGUCAUAUGCCUUCUCAGAGAAAGCCCUGAAGGACUACGAACCGGUGAUCAAUAAGACUGUUGGGACGUGGCUCAGCCAGCUGGAGCAGGAAGCCAACAGCACCGGAGGAGGAGCAGUCGACCUUGGGAGGUGGAGCGAAUACCUCAUCUUUGAUAUCCUUGGCGAGCUUUGCUUCUCCAAGUCCUUUGGAUUGCUGGAAUCAUCAGAGGGACGAUAUAUCACAAAACUGGUUCCGCAGGCCACGAGAUGCUGGUACACGCUUGGCUACCACCCCCUCACUCACCCCCUUCGCUACCUCCUUUUCAAGACACGCCUUGGACCCUAUCUCGGAGGUCAAUCCUACCGGGACAAUCAGAGAUUUCGCGAUUAUUGUCUCAGCGCCCUGAAAGAGCGGAGAAGAAGAGACCAGGCACACCAAACAAUGGUGGAUAACGAUAUGUUUCACCACCUACUGAAUGGUAGCGAUCCGGAGACUGGGCAAGCAUACAGCAUCGCAGAUCUAGCCUGUGAGAGCGUGCUGCUCAUGGUAGCGGGAUCCCAGUCAACAUCAGGUGCUCUAGCAGCUACCAUUCAUUAUCUGGUGAAUCGGCCUGAGACUCUGGCGAGGUUACAGGGUGAGGUGCGAAAUGCCUUCCGUGGGGAUCAAGCGGUUCGCUACGAGCCCGGCGGCCAGCUCGCGCAACUUCCAUACCUCAGAGCUUGCGUUGACGAGAGUCUACGGCUGACGCCUCCGACGCCGGGACAUCUCCCUCGCGAGGUUCUCACCCACGGUCUGGAGGUCGACGGCGUAUGGGUUCCGCCUGGAACUAGCGUAGGAGUUUCAGCAUACGCGAUUCAUCGAAAUGAGACAUACUUCUCGGAACCCUACGACUUCCGCCCAGAGCGAUGGCUCAAUGAUGAUGGUAGCUAUCACGCGGCGAGCACGGCAUUCAAUGCGUUCAGCGCCGGCGCAACGGGGUGUAUCGGAAAGCAGCUUGCAUACAUGGAGAUUUCCGUUGCGGUUGCUAUGCUGAUCCGUCGCUUUGAUAUACAAGUCGACCAUCCCGGCGGGGCUAAAGCUGGCACAGUCCCCAACGGCGGUUAUGUCGCCUCCGUGAUCCUGCGCGCGGUGUCGCUCCACCUCGCAGAGCGUGGGCAGCCAGACACCAUCUCCGCCCACUUCGAAUACGUGAAACGCACGGAAAUCGGCCCCGCGGUCCUCGUCAUCGACGAGGUGAAGCUCGGCCAGACCAUGUCCACGGUACACGUCACCCUCCACCAGCACGAUGUCCAGCUGGCGGCGGCCCCGUGGUUCACCGCCCGCUCGUGCAGGAACGUGCUCGCCUACGUCACCAACACCCGCCUCAGCUUCGAGAAGGGCCUCACGCUCGCCAGCGGGUGGUCCGCGACGCCCCCGCCCAGGCCCGUGAGCGACUUUGGCCUCCUCGCGCUGGACCGCGACCCCCACUGGGUCCGGAGGAUGGCUCCCCUCGGCGCGCGCUUCACCUCGUUCGUCCGCACCCACAACAACCUCGAGCACUACGUCCCGCGCGAGGGCACAGGCACCCCACGGCGCGGCAUGGUGGACCUGUGGCUGCGCCUCAAAGGGACGGGCCAGAGGUUCACGACCCACGACCUUGGUUACGUCGCGGACGCCUAUCCCAUGGUCGUCGAAGGGUGGAGGCCCCGCCGCGACGAGGAGCAGAGCCCCUUCCGGUACGACGAGACUUUUUGGUACCCGACGCUGUCGCUGAACCUCGACGUCAAGCGGGCGUUGCCGGAGGAGGGGGCCGAGUGGCUCUUUGUCCGGUCCUCGGCCAAGGUGAUCCAGAACGGUAGGCUAGAUUUGGAGGUCAUCAUCUUGGACCAGCACCAGAACGUAGUGGCGCUUAGCAGUCACGUCAACAUUAUCGUGUCGGCCGAGCGGAGUUUGAAGGAGCGGAGUCAUGCCAAGGGGAAUAUUUAG